UACAAUUAUAAUUUGAACUCUUGGAGCCCUGGCGCGGUUCAUUUCCGAGCAGAACCUGCUGAUUGAUUUUGUCCACUGCCAUGGCAUAAACCCUAGAAACAGUAACCAGAGGGUUUAUGCAAAUGUGACAAAACCAACUUGGGUUUUCUCUGCACACCAAAUUUUCAAGUUCAGAUUUCUUCUUCUUCUUCUUCAUCUUGUUGUGAGCAUCAAAUUUCACUAUAUCAUGAGACUCCUCAGAACCAUCUUCAUCCAACACAAGCACCACCUCCUCCACCCCAAACGCUGCAUUUCAUCUCUCUUUUCCCACCCCUUUUCUUCAACCAGCGACGCCGACAAUAAGGGCACCGGUUGGAGCAGUUACGGCGGCAUUUUUGACCCCCCAGUUGCGCAGCAAAGACCAAAUGAUCACAGUGACGCCAAAGUUGGAAAGCCAACCCCAAGUGAUCACAGUGACACUGAAGUAGAAGACAUUCCGCGGGAGAAUCCAACCCCAACUGGGAGGGUGAAGAAGGUGCAGGGUGGAGGAGGAGUGGGGAGGAAAUCUGGGAAGGUGAAAACUCAGUGGGUUUGUAUUAACUGUGGCCAUGAAGCAGGGCAAUGGUGGGGGACUUGCGCCUCGUGCGACAUGGUUGGCACUAUGAAAGUGUUUCAUGAGCCCAAGUUAGGUGAUGCUGAUGACAAGGCUAGAAAUUGGUUAGCUGAUGUUGUGGGCUCGUGGCUCCCGCAGAGACCGGAUCAGUUGCGGCCCAUGAAAUUAGGCGAGGUUAACCGAGGAUUUAAUCAGCAGGAUUGGAGAAUUCCUUUGUCUGGUCCUUUUGGAGAUGAAGUUUCCAGAGUGCUUGGUGGUGGUCUUGUACCAGGCUCUUUGACUUUAGUUAGCGGUGAUCCUGGUGUUGGGAAGAGUACAUUGUUGUUGCAGGUGGCAGCAAUGAUAGCAGAUGGGCACAAGGGUGGUGAAGCUUCUCCAGUUGUAUAUGUCUCUGGUGAAGAGAGCCUUCAGCAAAUUGGCCACAGAGCAGAUCGCCUUGGGAUUAAAUCUGAUAUUUAUUUAUAUUCCAGUACUGAUAUUGAGGAUCUAUUGAAGAAAGCACAGUCUCUUUCCCCGCGUGCUCUGGUUGUUGAUUCAAUACAAACUGUUUAUUCGAAAGCAAUAGCAGCUAGUGCUGGAGGGCCUGUGCAGGUGAAGGAGUGUACUUGGGCUUUGAUGCGAUUUGCAAAAACAACAAACAUCCCAGUUCUUUUGAUUGGACAUGUGACAAAAUCUGGGGAUAUAGCGGGGCCUCGUCUCUUGGAGCAUAUUGUUGAUGUUGUUUUGUAUAUGGAAGGUGAGAGGUACACUACCUAUCGAAUGCUUCGGGCAGUAAAAAAUCGAUUUGGAUCCACUGAUGAGCUUGGAGUUUUUGAGAUGUCACAAUUAGGAUUCCGGGCGGUUUCAAAUGCCAGUGAAAUGUUUCUCACGGAACAAGACUCUGGUUCUGAUGUUUUAGCUGGGUUAGCUAUUACUGUAAUAAUGGAUGGUUCAAGAGCUUUCGUGAUUGAAAUUCAGGCACUUUGCCUUCCAAAAUCCUCUGUAUCAUCUCCACAGCUAGUUGGGAUCCAAACAAAUAGAGCUAAUAUGAUCAAAUGUGUUCUUAUAAAGCAAGCGGGUCUCCAUCUCCAAGAAAAUGUUUUGUUUUUAAAUGUUGUUGGUGGAAUGAAAUUGGAAGAGAGUGAGACUGCUGGAGAUCUUGCAAUAGCAGCUGCAAUUUGCAGCAGUUUCUUGGAGUUCCCUAUGCCAAAGGACAUUGCGUUCAUUGGUGAAAUUGGCCUUAGUGGAGAGCUUCGCACGGUUCCUAGAAUUGAGAAAAGGAUACACACAGUGGCAAAGCUGGGUUACAGAAUGUGUGUAGUGCCGAAGCAAGUUGAAAAAGUUUUAGGAACUGUAGGUAUAGAAAACAUGCAAGUUGUAUGUUGCAGGAAUCUGAAAGAGUUUAUUAACACUGUGUUCAGAUGAGAUAAUUAAAAGAAGCUCCAAGUGUUGUGUAAAUCUCUCUUUUUUGGUACCUAUGAUGUCAAAUUCCCCCCUUCAACAGGUUGUAAAUAUAGGUAAUCAUCAUGGCUUAAGUACUGCAUGAGAUGCAAUGGAUUUGGUUUUAUUGUGUCAAUUAA
Messenger RNA from Lotus japonicus, 2151 nucleotides. RefSeq lists its product as uncharacterized. Gene Ontology annotation, molecular function: ATP-dependent DNA damage sensor activity; damaged DNA binding; ATP hydrolysis activity. The record is from RefSeq and is a predicted model, not a curated record. The coding region runs from base 227 to 1996 and encodes 589 amino acids. Gene Ontology annotation, biological process: recombinational repair. The transcript is spliced from 15 exons. NCBI's taxonomy places the organism in Eukaryota, Viridiplantae, Streptophyta, Magnoliopsida, Fabales, Fabaceae.